AUGUAUCCAUUAUCGGAAUAUAUUGGUGAUGUUCCAUAUAAAUUACGAAGAAUUUCCGAUACAAAAUCAGCAUCAUUGGAAAAAAAAAAUUUCAAUAUACGAACAAUUAAUGUAAAAGAUAAAAAUCAAAAUUACAAUCAAAAUAUCAGUGGAAUAAAAUCUGAUAUUUAUCUAGCGCUUAUGCCACUUUAUUAUGUGGCAAAGAUAUGUGGCCUUUAUCCAGUUGAGAUAAAAUCACGUGGGGGUGGAAUUUAUACGUCAAAAUUAUACAAACCUGCUGUUAUUUAUGGUGUAUCAUUAGCGGCAGCUUUUAUAGCAUCUCAAGCAUGGGGACUAUGGCGAGAUUUGAGAAAUGGUUGGAAAAAUAGUACAAGACUAUCGUCACAAACUGCAUUAACUGUAACAUGUACCGAUGUAACGGCAAUCGUUACUGUUAUGAUUACUGCAAUUUCAAAUGCACCCUUUCGAUGGAAUUAUUUGCAAAAAGCAAUAAAAAUAUUGGCAGAGAUUGAUGAAAAAAUUGGAAAUUUAGAAAUGAAAAGACUUCAACGUAUUACAAUAAUGUUAAUAUUUUGUCCAUUAAUUUAUUUAAUAGUUAUUUCCGUUUUGGAUUUUAAAGCAUGGAAAUUGUCUGAUAGCAGAAAACCCCAGUUACUACCGGAUAAAGGACAAAUAAAUUAUUUACCACUUUAUUUUAUGUACAUUAUAAUAACAGUGUUUGAAGCUCAAUACGCCUUAAUUACAUUCAAUGUGGGCGAACGAUUUUCACGACUUAAUCGAUUUAGUAGAAAAAUAUUAAAAUGUAACAAAAUUCUUGAAGUAGCUACAGAAUUUAAGCAGCAAGAGCAUCUUAUAACAAUUCCUACAAUUUCGUCUGAUUUAAGUCGUACCAAAAAAAUAAAAACACACGAGGGAAUUGCUGCAGGAAAUCAUGCAUUAAUUGAUUCAAUAUCGACACUAACGACAUUACAUGGAAAUCUUUGUGAUUCAACAUCAUUGAUUAAUAUUGCAUUUGGAAUUCCAUUGCUUACCUGCGUUUUGGGUUGUAUGCUGCAUUUAAUUAAUACCUGCUAUUUUUUGUAUACUGAAAUAAAAGAGGAGGAUUACAGUGGAUAUUUCCUUAUAACACAACCGUUAUGGGUCAUUUUUCACAUUGUGAUGCUAUUUCUUCUUGUUCAACCUUGUUACAUGGCAAUAGUGAAGUCCAGAGAAACAACAUUGCUAGUCAGUCAAUUAUUGACACUAAAAUGGGAUCCAGACGUGCAAAAACAAUUGGAAAUAUUUUCCCUUCAAUUGCUUCAUCGUCCAUUAAAUUUCUCAGCGUGUGGAUUAUUUUCAAUAGAUCGUGGUUUAGUCACAUCGAUUGCAGGUGCUGUGGCAACUUAUCUCGUGAUACUUGUACAAUUUCAAAAUGAAAACGAUUGUUCUCAAGGGACAAAGGAUUUAAAAAAUGCGACGGAUAUUAUUUUUAAAAAUUUAUCAUUAGCUAAAAUUCCAAAAACAUAAUUACUUUGUUUAAAAAAAAAAAUCUUUGUUUUUUUUUUUUUUUUGAAAGAAAUGUUUCGAUUUUUUUUUUUUUUUUUUUUUUUUUUUUUUUUGAUAAAAUUUCUGUAUUAUGACAGUGUUUCACUUAUUGUGUACAGAGAAUAUUACUUGGUAAUUACAGUUGUAAUAGUAUGUAUAAUAUUUCAAUAAUAAUAUAAUAAUAAUAAUAAUAUAUAGUUAUAUAUAUAAUAAUAUAUCUAUAUAACUCAUUUUGAAAAAAAGAUAAUAAUAUUCAUCAUGCAUAGCUUCUAUCAAACUCUUGGCCGAGACUAAGCGCGUUAAAAGUUUCAUGUAUAAUCAGGUUUAUUCCUGUUUUAUUUUUUUUAUUUUUCAUUUUUUUUUUUUUUAUAAUCAAAAAAAAAAAAAAUUCUAAAGCCAAAAAAAUAAAAACAAGCGAUUGGAUUAGACGUAUAUAAUAUCGUCACCACCAACUAGAUUUUAUAAAAAAUUGCUGGUAAUCUAAAAAAUAUAAGUGGAUUUUUUUUUCUCUAUAUUUAUAUAUGUAUCCGAUGACAAAAAACAUUUUUCGGACUCAUUCUCACUUUUUUUCAGUCAUUCCGACAAUAUUUUUUUUUUUUUAAAUUCUUUCACUCCUUUAACUUUUUUCUCUCACUCAUCAUUUCCAUAAUUUUUUUUUUUUUUUAUAACAUAACCAGUUGAUUUUACAUUUGUUCCUUUACUUUUUAUGGCGACAUUUUUUUUCAGCAACAAAUUAGCAGUCUCUACCAUUUUUUUUUUUUUUUUAAAUUCAAACACAAUUAAUUAUUAUUUUCGAUAAUAUUAUUAUCAUCAUUAUCAUCAUCAGUAUCAUACAAAUAAUUCUAAUAUUCGCAUUCCUCCAACAAUUGAAAAUGAGCUGUCUUGAAGAAAAUAGACAAGGCACUUGAACCGAAUAAGUUUUCUUUUUCUUUUUCUCAUCAUCAUUUUUCAAUCUUAUCUAGUUGGCCUCGGAAAAUUUUUAUAUAAAUAAAGUGAUGUUGGUGGUAGGUGAAGGGGAGUUUUUUUUUAAUUUUUAAACGAGAAAAAAAAUUGCUUAAAAUUAUAUUAUUUCGCAAAAAGGAGAGUUUAUUUUCUCUAAAUAUUCUCAAACUUAAAAAAAAAUUUUACCAAAAAAAACACAAAAUCAUUUUUUUUUUUCGAGAAACAUUUUUGUAACUCAAUUUUAUUCACAAUAGUAAAAAGAAAAAAAAUUUCAAAACAAAAUUUACAAUUUUUUUUUAAUUUUUUAAAAAGUGUCCAAGAAACAAUUGUAAAAUUUUAUAAUAAAAGGACAAACAAAAAAAAUCCGAAAAACACGACUUUGAAAGUCAAUUGAUUGUUUUUUUUUUUU
Molecule: messenger RNA, 2875 nt
Organism: Leptopilina boulardi
Lineage: Eukaryota; Metazoa; Arthropoda; Insecta; Hymenoptera; Figitidae
Product: gustatory receptor for sugar taste 43a-like
Exons: 8
Coding region: 1-1506 (501 amino acids)
Biological process (GO): sensory perception of taste
Cellular component (GO): axon; neuronal cell body; membrane
Source: RefSeq, a predicted model, not a curated record